Messenger RNA from Acanthoscelides obtectus, 298 nucleotides. The record is from the annotation of a GenBank genome assembly. Lineage: Eukaryota; Metazoa; Arthropoda; Insecta; Coleoptera; Chrysomelidae.
AAACGGCAUUUUUGAAUGCGUCUACUGCUUCUUCUGGUGACUGAAACCUUUAACCAUGCAGUCUGUUUUAAUUUUCGGGAAAGCCGAUCUACAAUUUAUGACAUUAAAAGAAACCACGAGAAGAUCAAGAAGUUCGUGUCAACUACUGACUGCGGGCCAGGCAAGAGACAGGCACUCAAGAAAGCUGAACAUCCAGAAGUGGAAGAAGCUUUGUACAUGUGAUCCAAAACGCCAUUUUUUAAUGCGUCAACUGCUUCUUCUGGUGACUGGAACCUUUAACCACGCGAUCUGUUUCUAA